This is a messenger RNA of Pocillopora meandrina, 8727 nucleotides long. NCBI's taxonomy places the organism in Eukaryota, Metazoa, Cnidaria, Anthozoa, Scleractinia, Pocilloporidae. The record is from the annotation of a GenBank genome assembly.
UUUGAACAAUAAUUGUCUCUCAUUGGGAUGUCCACGUGGUCAGCAAUUAUAAACAACCACCUGUUGCAUGAUACGUGUGAAUACAUUAGUGCGGCCGGCUCUGGACAUGAAUGGGUCGCGAAUGAAUGAAUGUUACAAACCAAACCAAGACAACUAUAUCCUCGACUUUCUCGAGCUCUCAGGUGAGUUCAUGAUAGGAAAUUUAGUUGUAGUGUAAAUUUCUUCGGCCGAAGCUUGUUGUUUGUCGGUUUAGACGUUAUUUUUCUUAAGAUGGUUUUUCCCUGACUAAAUGCUUUGUUGUACACGCUUGUAAAAGGUGUGUCGGUCAGGACGACUGUAAACUCGUUCUUGGCGACUUUAAACAUAAACCUGAGCAAACAACAUAAAUCGUACGGGUAUUAUUUUAUGUAAAAGUUACCUUUGAAUUAUGUAGUUGUGAAGUUUGAAUCUACUAAGAUUUGUUGGCUGUCUUGCAAGGCGUUUCAUUUGCGGAAGUGGUGUGAGUUGUGUACAAGCUAUCGGUAGAUAUUCAUCGAGAGUAUUUAUAUAGUCUGUUGCAUUUGCCAGAAAGGAGGUUAACAGGGACUUCUUUUCUUUCCGUUUUCCUAUCUCUAAGAUUAACGUCAAUUUUUCCUUGUCAUCGUCCGUGGGGUCGAUGUUUCUUGCGGGUAAUAAUCCUUUCCCUUUUUCGACAGUCUGGUGAAACAUAGUGCAUUUAAAUAAUACUUUCUGUUCAAAAUAUUCCUUUCACUUUCUUUGUCGGCUCGAUCUCUUUUGUUACUUGAAAAAACUUUCGCGCCACUGAAAGUCAAAUUUAUGUUGUUCUGCCACGAAAGUGAAAAUGUGAUUUGCACAUUGCACUGCGGUUCACUUAAUGUGAUAAUGGAUCGUAAUCCAGCACAUCUGGAAGCCAUAGCCGAAAAGUUUUCAUCCUUUUAGUGGAUAAGAUCUCCCAAUUUUGGGUAAACUCAGGCCGAGAUACGUUUCUUUUGACAGGUGCAAUCUGGAAUGUACAUGCUUGGAUAAAACACGAGGGGACAAUGAGACGAGACUUGAACCGAUUUCAUCAACAUACAUUUUCUGUUUCCCUCAUCAAAGUAAGAGUUUGAGUAGAAAAUUUAUACUUAACACGUAAAAUUCGUUUAUUUUUAGAACCAAUGAGAACUUAAGUAAAGGAUACUUGAAAUGUUGUCAACAUAUGUAUUAAUUAUCAACUACCUUUCUUAAAAUAUUGAUUAACAUAAUUUUAUAACUUAGCACAUAUCAAAGCAGAAAGUUUUUAACAUAAGUUUGUUUCUUAGAUAAGGAAAUGUUCGAUCUACCUUGCAUGCAAAAAGGAAAGAGAGAACUUUAUUUAAAAUUUGAUAAAUGUAAGUUUAAGUUCAGGAUACCUCUGUGAACAUGUUUUAUUUUCAGUGCACACAUUUUGUUCAAAAUGGUGCUAGCAAUGCUUUCAGUAUUUUUGGUGUGUUUUAUUUGGUCCAAUUUGGGUACAGUAAUCUAGAAUAUAUUUCUGCCUUGUGAUUUAAUGAUCAUGAGGCAUGUUUCCUUCUUUCCAUUUUACAGUUUUGAGAGUUUUCUUUUGUUGUCUUCAUUCCUAAAUUUUGACACCUGUUGAAUGUAGCUACCUGAAACUGAGAUACAAAAAGCAGCUUUCCAGAAUGAAUUUCUCUUGUUUAGAUAACUGCAGGGUUAAAGGCUCUUGCUACCUUUAGAGAGAGACUGAAACAUGCAGUAAAUUGGGUCAAUUUUGAUAAACAAAAAGCAGAGCUCCACCUAAUACUGAAUAUUUACAAGAGGAAGUGCAUAUUGAGUUUCUGACUCCACAUCAGCUCUUAUUUCAAGGGGAUGGAUGAAAAUAUUAAAAUUGUUCAGCAGUCUUGUGGUAUACAGAGUAUAUGUAUAGAGGAAUAUUUCUUGAAAGAAAAUGGUGUUGUGUGGACAAGUGAAGAAAAUUUUGUUCAAACUAUAAUUUCUACAGUAAUUUGCCCUUAAGUUAAGUAAAACUGUUCAGUCUAAAAUUAAAGACAGUGAAUGCUUUAGUGCUACCAAGAAAUGCUCUGUAUUAUAGAAAAUUGAAUUGUUUUAAUGGUUCAAUUUUGAAUGAUUUGGUUUUGUUUUGUUACAAAAUGAAGCAACAGGUGGAUGUUGCUAAAGUUUGUCAUAAAUUAUGGAAGUAUAAGAGACAUACUUCAAAAUGUGAUAAGUGAUAUAAACUUCUCUGUCUUGAAAUUUUCCCACAGUAUAAAAUCUAUCAUCGGACAAAUAAUUAAUCAUGAGUGGUUUAGAUGGAACAUUAAAGAGUGAGCAUGUGAACAAGAACAACAUAAAUUUGAUAAUCAUACUUCUAUGGAUGGCUAGGGUGAAUUGAUUUCUUUUAUAGAGGGAGGGGAAGUUGAGGAAUUCUUAUCUAUCCCAAAGCUCUCCUUCUAGAUUAUAAAAUAAUAAUGAAAAUAAUAUUUUUAUUUACUUUCAGAAAGUUAAAAUAUAACCCACAAAGAAGUGGUCAUUGAAACUCAAAUAUGCUGAAAGAUUAUUAUGUAAGUAAAAAUAUUACGAUAUUAAUGAUACCAACUUUAAUAAUGAUAAUAAUGAUAAACUAAGAUGAUAAAGUCUUAGUUCAAUACAAGAUAGAAAUUCACAUUUUAAAUUACAAAAGCUACAAAAGAAAAAGGAGGAAAUGGAAAAAAUAUUACAUAACUUGUUAGUUCCUUUCAAUGCUUUGUCAAGUAAACUGAUGAAAAAGUGAUUUAUUGUUAAUUAGGCAGCUUCUAUGUUGAACAACAAAAUUGUGUAAAACAUUUUACUAGAGUCCCUUGAUGAAAGUGCCUCAAUAAAAAUAUAAAGAUCUUAGCCUUUAAGUUUGUACUUAGUCCAAACAUUUAUAUUUUUAAGCCUUCCUCUGGACUACACCUUUAGAACCAAUGUUGUUAAAAAAAAAAUUAAAUGUGUAAAGAAAUUCUUGGAUAUUGGAAAAAGCCAGAUUUACCUCCAGUUUCUCCAUCAAGUUUCUUAAAGACCAAAUUGAUUCAAUCACUGUGGUAUUGGAUUUGUUUGGAAUAAUUUUUUUUUUCAGUCUGAACAUGUUCGUGGGAAAAAAGGUGUGCUUUAAAGUGAAAAAUUUUUUUAAUAAUAUAUUUCUUGCCUGCAAAAAAGUGCAAAGGGCAUUUGUGUGAGAGCAUUAAUCAAAGAGUAGUGUUGUUUGAUUUGCCCACUCAUGGGAAGGUUUGGUUUUUUGUUUUUUUGUUUGUUUUGUUUUGUUUUUUUUUUUUUUUUUGGGGGAGGUUGAGAUUGCUGGCUUAAAUAUAUCUUGGGAUCUCAAAAAGGUUCAAGCAUUUACAUAUGAAAUUAUAAACCAUGCGCCAGUUCCUGGAAGGAUUAAGGUGAAUGAUAAUGAACACAAAAAAGGUAAAGGCAUCUGACUGGUUGAAAAAAAGUGCAUUCUCAUGUAACGCAAGUGCACAGUUGUAACACCCUAAGUGCAAAGUUGUAACAUGAGUGCAAAGUUGUACCACAAGUGCAAAUUACAAAUAGCAUGUGCAUGCUUUCAAAAUUUUGUAUGUCUUGUCUUCUCUGAGAUGUUUUUUCAUCUAAAUUAUUAACAAGUAGUACCAUGACUUCUCUUGCAAUUUAGGGUAAAAAACACUAGUCUUGUAAAUUUUUCAAAGACGGACUUGUGCAAUUUUGUUGUCUUUGAAAAAUUUACUUGUGCUUCUUAACACCAAAUUGCACUUGAAAUCAUGUUUACUUAUUACCUAUAAUUAUAGUUCCAACAAUUAUUGAAAUUCAUAUGGAGUCUCCAUGGAAACCCCUCAUUAGAAUGUUCAAUUUUUACCAAUUUAUAUUUGAGUUCACACUGUUAAAUCAUACAUUUUGAAUACUUUUCUUAAUUCACAUUGUUUUAAUUUUACAUUUUUAACUUCAAAAGAUUGUCUAUGGUUAGUUUUUAGUAAUAUGGCAAGUAAAAGUCAAAAGCUAGCAACAACAUCAGUAUAUAAUGAACAAUAUUAAAAUUAAAUUUCAGAGUUUUCACUGGCUCAGCCAUCAUGGGUUAUGAGCCAUUACACUAUGCAUGCAUGCGCAUGAAGACGAGUUAAGUGUUUUUGCACACUAACAUUACUAAGUGAAUAGUGAAAGAUAACAGACAUGGUUUGAUGCUACUCUGGUUUAAAGAUUUAAUGAAUGUUACUGAGAAGUUACAAUUCAUAGACUCAACGUUUGGACACUCCUGUCUAGUGCCUUCAUCAGGGGUGAUCUAAACGCUGCAACAAGUGGUCCUUUUAUACGCUCACUAAUUAGCUGCCUUUUUUCUGACGGGGUAUAAAUAGGCGUCAGGAAGUAAGCCGCCAUCAUCACGAUUUAAAGGAGCGUGGGCGGAGUUAACAUGCCAGGCCUCCAAACAAAGGCGCUGGUGGUAACGCCGAUAAGUGGUGAUAAUUUUCGACUUAUCCCACCCAAUUUAUGUUGUAUGGCUGGUUAGGCAUGUGUGCUACGGUAAAGCUGAGUUUUCUUUUUUGCAAAGGAAAACCGCUUUUUGAUGCUCUUUCAAACGUGUACCAAACGGACAUUUGGUCUGUCCGAUAUACUCGUUAUCAUAGCAUUGUAAGGAAUAGAAUAACUAGCGUCGGUUCGUUGUUCUUUCAUAACAUGAUUCUUAGGUUUGGUAAAGAUAUGCCCAAAGUCUGAAAAGGUAUUUGAGCAACUUUAACGUUGUGGCUAUUCAAAAUUCUCUUGAUAGGUUCCGUAACAACCUGAAUGUAAGGAAUAACAGCAACACCAGUCGCUGGUUCCCUCUCAUUAGGAGUGCUACAAGUUGUAACUAGUUUUUGGCAGUCAGGCCUACUGAGUAAAGUUUUGGCUACAAACUUUUCAUGGCAAAUAGGGUGGUGAGAAUCGAAAGCGAGAUAUUAGUCGGUGUGGGUAGGUUUACGAUAGACAUUUGUCUCUAAAUUCCCCUGUUCCCCUCUGUACACAUUUAAAUCAAGAAAGGGUAAAUGUCUAUCCUUUUCACGCUUAAGGGUGAAUUGGAUAGACGGCUCUACUGAAUUCAAAUUCGAUACGAGGCGUUCCGCUUCAUUUCCGGCUACCGCAGAAAUAACAUCAUCGACAUAUCGUUUAAAGAAAAAGGGUUUAACCGGUGAAGUGGCUAAGGCCCUUUCUUCGACGUCUUCCAUAACCAUGUUGGCAAUGUCAGCAAAGACGGGCGAACCCAUAGCUGUACUAAAACCUGUUGAUAGUAGGUGCUGAUGCAUGCAAAUUGCGUGGUUUAAAGGCAAAAAGACAGCAGAUGAAUAAUAUCCUCCACAGGCAAAGAAGUUCUUUGUCCUAGGGAUGCAUCUUCUCUGAGUCUCUCCUCCGCAACCUUGACGGCAAGAUCAACUGGGAUUUUUUGUGAAGAGCGAAACAACGUCAAAAGAUACUAAUUCACAAGCGUUAGUAGUUUUAUCUCUAAUAAAAUCCACAAAUUCCUGCGAAUUUGUUUGGAAGCCCGGCAUAUUAACUCCUCCCACGCUCCUUUAAAUCGUGAUGAUGGCGGCUUACUUCCUGACGCCUAUAUACACCUCGUCAGAAAAAAUGCAGCUAAUAAGUGAGCGUAUACUAACUUCGCGGUGACAUUCAUUAAAUCUUUAAACCAGAGUAGCAUCAAACCAUGUCUCGUUCUCCACCUGGUUGCCAUGUGAACUUUAAGAUGUUUUAAACAGAAAGAUAUUUUUCGUCUUGUCCUGUACAUGAAAAUGAACGUCGUAAUAGACCUCGCUUACUGUAAAGUCUCUGUGGCUCAGUGGUAAAGCAUCGGAGCGCGGAAUCCGAAGGUCCGAAGCUCGAUUCCUCAUGGGGACUCAGAAUCUUUUCUUAGUCCCAUGCUCGUGACAAGACGAAAAAUAUCUUUCACUAUUUCUUACCGAGCUCAAAACUUACCAUCUUUCUUAUUCUAUUUAUUACUUAGUAAAGUUGGGAAGAUUUAUCAAUAUUUUAGGGGGUUAUCACAAAACAUUUUUCCGCUUGCGUUUGUUGGAUAUGAGAUGAAAUCGGCCCGUUUUAUCUCAUAUCCGAAGUGUGCUUGUUGAAUAAUUGAGAAACAUACUGUUGAAUAUUAUUUCUAUCAUGCUGUAGAUAGUACAGCAUACUAGUAUGGCGUAACAUGGAGUCUUACCGACCACUACUGUGUGGUGUUGAUUGCAAAUUAAGGCCUAGGAAUGUUUAAUUUGUGUUUGUUUUAGUUUGAAGAUUUGGAGGUGUUGUCCCACACGGCUCGCGAAGUGUGGUUAGCAGAACAGUGCUCAGCCUUUGAAACACAAAUACAGAAAUUGUCACGUGAAAGAGAAAAGGACCAUUUUCUUGAGGAGCUCUAUCGCAAGCUGAAACAAGUGACGCGCCGUUGGCAGUUGUGGAAUCAUAAAUCUUUUGGAGGUGUUACUUCCAGGGGGUUUGUUACGCUUUUCUUUGACAUAAUUUUUUUCAUUUUAUUUUAUACUAAAAUUAAGAGGUACGUAUAUCAGAGGAAGUUGCAUCGUCAUUAAAAUUGGCACAUACUUGUUUCGACAGCUUCUGUGACCUCCUCAAAAACUACUUUGUAUAUCAUAAGUGUGAUUGCGCUCAUUUUCCUAUUUCUUUAUUGAUUUCCUUGUUCUUUCUUUUGAUUGGUCUGUGAUUGUGUAUGAUGUCAUUUGACAGAUAUGUGUCUGAGUUGGCCUCUUGGGAGAGGAAUGUUCAACUUCGUGGAGUGUUGGUACCUAAAAGUCAAUCAAAUUCACGCGACUCCAACGUGCUUCCACGGUUUGAUGAACUCUGCGUUCAUUUCGAGAAUCUCCUCGAAAGUUUCAAACAAGGCAUCUAUCAGCCACUUUCUGACUUUUUUCAAAAUGAAAAAGUACUUUGUCAUCUUAAAAGUGUUCCCAGAGACUUAGAGAAACUUUUGAAUCAAUGGCAUCUUCUUCUUACGUCUGGUGUUAUCGACGAGAGGUUAUUCAGCCCGACUAGUGCCGAAGGACUUUACCCUAUAGGAAUACGAAACCGAUUACACGACUUUGAUCUCGUGUUACGACUUAUUCCCGACCUAACAGAAAAAGCUUACGAAGCGUUGCGACUCGCCCGUCGGUGGAGGUUGAUUGGAAAGACCUCUGCUGUCCAGCGAGAUGAAACUUACAUUAUUUCUAGAGAACAGACAGUUAGGCUGCAAAAGCGUCGCACAUCCAAAGGAUUGAAAAAAGUGAAUACUUUGGAAGAGGAAGUAGAGCAGUCUAAAGCACAGUGCCUCUCUCUUGAAGAGGAACUUAACAAGUCCAAUACUAAAUAUCAGGAAAUUGAGAAAGUGGUCACUGCUUACCGACAGCAAUGCAAUCAGCUGGAAAACGAGCUUGAUGUCGUGAAAAGAAGAUGUGAAUCGCUGAAAGAAAAGCUAGAAAACUCCAAAAAAGAAAAGCGAAGCACGGGUAAUGAGAUAGAGAGCUCUCAGGAGCAUUGUCGUGUCUUACAACAAGAACUAAACACUGCUAGACUCAAGUACUGUACACAGAAAGUGAAAUUUAUUAAUACCAAGAAACGAUGCGUUCGACUAACAAAUCAACUGAAUGCAACCCGAGAACAGAUGACACAACUGGAAUGUGAACUAGAGGCGAGGAAGAAACAGUGCCAGGCACUACAAGUUAAACUGGAAAAUUCCAAGAAAAACAUUUUUACUCAAGGUAACAUGCUGGAUGUACUACAGAACCAGUGUUACAUGCUAAAAGAAGAGUUAGACGGAACAAAAUCCAAGUGUUUAAAGUUAACAUGUGAACUGGAGAAAUCUCAGGACAGAUGUUCUACUCUGGAGAGAAACAUGAACGGGUUACAAGAGCAGUUCCAAACUCUAGAGAUCGAGCUUAGGAGAGCAAAGACACGAGAAGAACUGUUAGUUCAACAGAAUACACAGUUAAGAAAAUUCUUUCAAGGUUUGUGUCAAGGAAGGGUGGUUACUUUAAUUUGUCUUAGUGAUUUAUUAAUCAACAUAUUAGCUUUUCUCUUUGUCGUCACUGUCCAUUGUGCUAAGUACAGAACCUGACGGUAGUAAGGUCCCUACAGGCCGGCAGAUGUUGCAGCUCUUUGUGACUUUUGUGGCUUCUCUCAGUUCAGACGCUCCACUCAGGUUCUUUGCUUAGAAUCCGUUUUCCUUAUGCUCCUCACGGGUUCAGGCGAGGGCAAACCUGUUAUUAUAACAACGGAAAUUGUUAGCAUUUACCUUACUUCACCUUACCUAACCUAACCUAACCUAACCACCAUGAUCAUCAUGCAUAAGUAGAACAUGUUGAUGGUGAAAUGAAACAACAUAUUUACAUGACACACAGUGAGGUUACGAACCUCAGUUUAGUGGUCAGAAGUCAAACUUGGUCAUCUCUGAGGUAUUCAUAGUUAAUAGUCAUCCAUUUGAUGAAUUGGGAAAAUUACCCUUAGAUGAUGCAUACAUGGAAGCGAAAAAAUAAUGAUAAAAAUUUGUCACGAACAUUUAUUUCUGUGUUUUAUAAGGCGUUUACAGGUACUGCUGUGAAAUACGUCAUGGAUAUGGUUACAUGUAAGGUAAAUCAAUGCCUCUAUGAGACUGCAAAGCCAGAUGAAUGAAGCUAAUGAAAGUGAAUCAUGAUUUUACUCUUUAUAGAUAACGGAUUACAAGAACCUAGCUUGUUAAAGGUCAAUUUACACACACCAGACACAGGUACAUGGAUGUAUUUCACAUUUCAUAUGUACUUCUGA